AUGGUUUCACGUUUGAUAAAUAUUAAUUCGAGACUGAAAGAGAUUGACUUCAAAGCUGAUAAAAAUGGCUUGAGAAAUACUGUUUUUUCAGUUAAUGGUGAUAAAUACACAGGUGAAUGGAAAGACAACAAGCGUCAUGGUUUUGGUGUAUACGAAUGGAGAAAAUCAAGCCUUGUUUAUGAAGGUAAUUGGGAGAAAAAUAUGCGAAGUGGAUCUGGCGUUUUGAGCCGGAAAUUGAAGAACGGAAAACAUGUAAAUGUUUAUUCAGGUUCCUGGAAAUACGACAAACGGCACGGUUAUGGAAACAACUGGUAUUCGGAAAAUAAAAUGUACGAAGGUGAAUGGUAUGAUGGAAAGCGUUCUGGAUGGGGAAGAAUGUACUACCCUGAUGGAAGCAUUUAUGAAGGACAGUGGUUUGAUGAUAAACGGCAUGGAGAUGGGAUGCUUAGAUUGGCAAAUGAAAAUAGAUUUGAAGGACAGUGGUUAAAUGACAAAAAGAACGGAGUGGGGAAAUAUUUCUUCCUUAAUACUGGCCAACUAAUGGAGGGAAUAUGGUGCGAUGAUGUACCAAAAUCUUCUCAAAUUGUGGACCUCGGAAGGCAAGUAGCGAAAAGUCCAACGGAGUCAGAAAUACCAGAGAUAAAAUUAAAAGACCCUGAUGGUAUCCUCAAAAAAAUACAGGAAGAACUGAUGGAAAUAAUACGUACCAACAACCCUGAGAAUUCCUGA
This is a messenger RNA of Schistosoma rodhaini, 729 nucleotides long. Lineage: Eukaryota; Metazoa; Platyhelminthes; Trematoda; Strigeidida; Schistosomatidae. The record is from the annotation of a GenBank genome assembly.